AUGACUGUCCUGAACUACCGCUCCGUCCUGUCGACGAUACGACUGGUGCUGGUUCCGUUGGUCCUGCUUGUAGGGGUCUGUUCAGGGGGUUCAGACGUGCCCCGUGGGGUUGCCCUCCCCUUUGUCUUUGACCCCAAGGCGACGUGUGAUCCACCCUGCAAGCAUGCUGGGAUCUGCAUCCGCAACAACACUUGCUUCUGUUCGCGAGGCUAUGAGGGAGAAGUCUGCCAGUAUGCCAGUUGCUAUCCAAAAUGCAAGAAUGGGGGAGAAUGUCUUCGUCCAGGAAAAUGCAGGUGUCCCUCUGGAUUUGGAGGAAGAUACUGUCACAAAGUGGUGUGUGAUGGUGGGUGCUGGAAUGGUGGUGAUUGCAUAGCUGUGAAUGGAGUGGCCAAAUGCAUCUGUCCCUCCAGCUGGACUGGCUCCAAAUGUCAAGACGCGAUCUGUCCUCAGGGCUGUAAGAACGGGGGCAGCUGUGUGGCUCCAGGCAUUUGCAGCUGUCCUGAGGGUUGGCUGGGAGGUGCCUGUCACACAGCUGUCUGUAUGAAGCCAUGUCUGAAUGGAGGGAAGUGUGUUUCCCCAGACACAUGCCGCUGUCGAUCUCCGUUCACUGGCCCACAGUGUGAGGAGCGAAAGAAGCUUUUCUGA
Messenger RNA from Chanos chanos (milkfish), 645 nucleotides. It is a transcript of the gene seraf, whose product is annotated as Schwann cell-specific EGF-like repeat autocrine factor. NCBI's taxonomy places the organism in Eukaryota, Metazoa, Chordata, Actinopteri, Gonorynchiformes, Chanidae. The transcript is spliced from 5 exons. The record is from RefSeq and is a predicted model, not a curated record. Bases 1 to 645 code for a protein of 214 amino acids. Gene Ontology annotation, biological process: anatomical structure development. Gene Ontology annotation, molecular function: signaling receptor binding. Gene Ontology annotation, cellular component: extracellular region; cell surface.